UGGGGAAAAAACGCGAAGAAUGUAUGGAGAGUUAUGUACAGCGUAAGAACGCGGCCGAGCUGGAACGUUGAUUUUAGUGUGAAACGUUAAUAAAAGUGGGAAAUCUAUAACCGAUACUAUUACGGUCAACACGAUUUCGUGGUAAUGCGUGAGUUACAUCAACUUUCUUGAGCAGGGGGCGCGAUUUAUCCGUACACAACACUAUUCUUCGGUAAGAUAACCUCCCUCCGCUGCGCUGGAAAAGCUUUGAGAAUAUUGACGAAAGAAUGGCGGUCGGAUCGACGAAAGUGGUGCAGGUGACGAAUAUCGCACCUCAGGCGACCAAAGAUCAAAUGCAAACGCUGUUCGGGUACCUCGGAAAAAUAGAGGAUAUUAGACUUUAUCCUACUAUAAGGGACGUCGCGGUACCGGUCCAGUCGCGUAUUUGUUAUAUAAAGUUCCAUGACCAAGGAUGCGUCGCCGUUGCUCAACAUAUGACAAACACUGUUUUCAUUGACCGUGCAUUGAUCGUGAUUCCUUAUCAGCAUGGAGACAUUCCAGAUGAACAACGAGCUCUCGAGCUGACCAAUAAUGGCACUGUUGUCCCAGGUCUCUACCCUUCUGAACCCAAGUUACCACCCAAUUUUGUGAAUGCAAUCGAAGGGAUUCCUCCGAAUCAUGUAAUCACUACCAUAGAUCCGAAACUCGAAGCAAAUGGUCUGCCACCUUAUCCUCACUUACCUGGUCACUUGGAUAGCAGACGAAUUGAGGAAAUUCGAAGAACAUUAGUCAUCGCUAACUUGGAUGCUUCUGUGACCUCAGACAAUCUGUUAGACUUCUUCAGUAACAACAAUGUAGAAGUGAAGUAUCUGCGUAUGUGCACUAGGGAUUCAGACACCGAACACUACGCUUUAGUGGAAUUAUCCGAACAGACAGCAGUUGUGUCUGCUUUGCUUUUGAAUGGAAAAAUGGUGUUGGAUAGACCGAUUAAAAUUUACCAUUCGACGCAAGCUAUAGCCAAACCAGAGGCGAAGAGCAAUGAAGCGGCGCAAAAGGAGAUAGAGGAGGCUAUGUCGCGAGUAAAAGAAGCUCACAAUUUAAUUUCAGCCGCGAUAGACCCCAUGAUCGGUAUGUUGUCCAAGGAUAAACGCAGUCGCAGUGGUUCUCGUAGCCGAAAAUCUCGGUCAAGAUCAAGAGGACGCAGCAGACGGUCCAGAUCACGUAAACGGUCUCAUUCGCGUCACAGACGUUCCCGUUCGCGUCAUCGACGCAGAUCACGAUCUCGUUCGAAACGUUCUCGAUCCAAAGAACGCCGACGAAAGUCUCCGUCGCGUCGAAGGAGCAAUUCCCGUGGUCGACAUCGUUCUCAUUCUCGAUCCCGGCGAUCACGUUCUCGUAAAUCACGCUCUAGGUCGAAGGACAGGAAGAAGAGAUCCCCGCGUCGAAGAAGUCGAUCGCGAUCGGAUAGCAAACGCUCGAAAUCCAAGUCCAGACGGUCUAGAUCCAAGUCUAAAUCCAGGUCCUCCAAAUCGAAAUACUCCGAGAAGUCCAGAGACAAAGAUAAAGAUAAAGAUAGGAGAAGCAAAGAUAAAUCGGACAAUGGGAAAAAGAGCGAUGGAGAUAAAGCUGAUAAGGAGAGGAGCGAAAAGAAAUCAAGCAAAGAAAAGAAAUCGGAAAAGGAAUCAAAAUCCGACGAAAAGAGCAAAAACACGUCCGAGAAUAGCGAAAGUAAAGAGAAAACAGAGUCUGAAAAUUAAGCCCUGGCGAACCACGGUCUAUAAAAGGUUUUCUUUAUUAAUUUAAUGUUGCGACGUAUUGCAAUGUAUUGGUCAAUAAAAACCACAGGAAUAUGAAACUUUCAAUUUUUUAAAUGUAUGUACAUACAUAAAAAGGCAAUUGUAUCUUUAUGGCUAUAAUGACGUAAAUAAUACAAACUUUUUUC
This is a messenger RNA of Dufourea novaeangliae, 1921 nucleotides long. It is a transcript of the gene Srp54, whose product is annotated as probable splicing factor, arginine/serine-rich 7. Gene Ontology annotation, cellular component: nucleoplasm. Lineage: Eukaryota; Metazoa; Arthropoda; Insecta; Hymenoptera; Halictidae. The transcript is spliced from 2 exons. The coding region runs from base 267 to 1736 and encodes 489 amino acids. Gene Ontology annotation, molecular function: RNA binding. The record is from RefSeq and is a predicted model, not a curated record.